Molecule: messenger RNA, 1802 nt
Organism: Folsomia candida
Lineage: Eukaryota; Metazoa; Arthropoda; Collembola; Entomobryomorpha; Isotomidae
Product: farnesoate epoxidase
Exons: 9
Coding region: 174-1658 (494 amino acids)
Molecular function (GO): oxidoreductase activity, acting on paired donors, with incorporation or reduction of molecular oxygen; iron ion binding; heme binding
Source: RefSeq, a predicted model, not a curated record
ACAAUCAGUUCGUUUAAGCGAUUCCAUGCACUAUGGUUAAACGCUUCUCCAUAUGUACAUACAUACAUAUUUAUAAAAUUUAACACUAUCCUCUCUUCAAAAUGUCCAUGAUCGUACUUUCUUAAUCAGUUGUUACAUAAUCUCAGUUCCGAAAUUUGUUUCACUUGAGAAAGAUGUUUGUCUAUGUCGCCCUCGGCGUUACGCUUUUUCUUACAAUUUACUUCUUCCUUUUGAAAGAUGAGCAUAACAAUAAAGAACCACCAGGACCAAAACCAUGGCCAAUUAUAGGAAAUCUGCUCGAUUUGGCGAAGGCAUCGGAUAACAUGACCUUGUCGAUGGGAAUAUUGGCGGAAAAAUAUGGGGAAAUAUUUUCCUUAAAAAUUGGAUCUAAAAGGACAGUCAUCCUCACAUCGAAAGAAGCCAUGCAGACCAUCCUCACCAAUGAAGCCACGCUUGCUCGGGAUUUCUCGGGAAUGUUUGCAGAUCGAAGUUUCAAUAAAAAAAUAGGAAUUGCCUUUUCUGAAGGAGAACUUUGGGACAAGUUGAGACCUUGGGCGUUUAAAACUUUACGAGAAUUCGGUUUCGGUAAAUCUUCCGAUAUGGAACAUUUCAUUCAGGAUUCUUCCCAACGUUUAUUUGGCACAAUUGACGACAAGAUCGGAACUGGUAAAAGCUGUGACGUCGAUGUCGAACUUAUCUUCAACAACCCAAUCCUUUCCAUCAUGUGGCAAAUGGUGGUUGGUCGCAUUUCACCGGAAGACGAACCGUACAUCAAACUACUCGCGGAGAAAGGGGAUGCUUUCGUUCGAUCCGGCAUUCUUGGGACGGGGAUCGUCAAUGCGUUUCCGUUUUUGAGAUUUGUAUUUCCAAAGGCGUUGGGAUACAAUGUGCAAAUGGAUUAUUUCAAUACUUCCAAUACAAUCGCACUAAAUUUGUUCAAGGAAAUGCAAGAAAAAUGGAGUACGUCACAAACGACACCGACAAAUUUAUUGGAAGCCUUCGUCCAGAAUUUUAGCACGGAUCCGAAAAUUUUUAAUAGUGAAAAUUUCCAGCUCACAUUUCAAGACUUGCUUCUCGCCAGUACCGACACAUCCAGCUCUUACAUGGAGUUUGUCAUACUGUUCCUCGUAGCUUAUCCGGAUGUACAGGAGAAGAUUUAUCAAGAAAUUUUAAAAGUUGUACCGGAUGGGAGAGACUUAUGUUUUUCAGAUAGAAAAGAGAUGCCGUACAUCCAAGCUUUCUUCUUGGAGACGCAUAGAAAGGGACGAGUCCUCCAGAACAUGCUGCCUCGUCGCGCUCUGUCGGACAUUGCUUAUAAGGAUUAUAUUAUUAAAAAGGAUACCAUUAUCAUGGCCGACACGCGGCUGUACUAUGAAAGUCAGGAAAAUUGGACAGAUCCAGACGCAUUUAGACCGGAACGUUUUCUUAACGAGGCUGGACAAGUUGUGAAUGCAGGGAAUAUUAUCUCUUUUUCGUUUGGGAAGAGGAACUGUCCUGGAGAGCUGCAUGCGAACAUUGUUGCAUUUUUGUUGGUCACCUCACUCCUCCAACGGUACAAAUUGAGCGUUCCGAAAGGUCAAGAAAUGCCCAGGUUAGACUUGAAGCCGGGAUUAACUCUAAAACCGUACCCUUUUCAAGCCACAUUUACCAAGCGAUAGGAUAAAUGUUGAAGGAUUGAUAAGGUUAGAUUAGCAGUUAUAAAUUCACAUUGCAUUGUGUUUUUUUAUAAAUUGAAUAUCGCAACAUUGUGCCAUUCAUAAUAAAUGUUGUAACUUUAUUGUUUUCAUACAAAUUCACAUAAA